Molecule: messenger RNA, 2414 nt
Organism: Gamsiella multidivaricata
Lineage: Eukaryota; Fungi; Mortierellomycota; Mortierellomycetes; Mortierellales; Mortierellaceae
Exons: 2
Coding region: 130-2316 (728 amino acids)
Biological process (GO): mitotic spindle assembly
Cellular component (GO): mitotic spindle midzone; cytoplasmic microtubule; spindle microtubule
Molecular function (GO): microtubule binding
Source: RefSeq, a predicted model, not a curated record
UGGAUGCCUAUCUUAUUUCAUUGCAAUCCCGACUUAUAACAAUAUCUUAUCGCCUCCUGCUAGCUCUUGACGGAAAGAACCCGCUUAUCGGGAACCGCUUGCGAAUUGGUCGAGAAGCUGUCGACAGCCAUGGGUCGUGAUUUUGGUUUCCAUUUUGCCGACUUCUUCACAGGCGCGCUUCUCAAAGUAUGCGCAAGAACAAACAAGGUCAUGGUCAGCCGUGCAGUUAAGGCCCUCAAUAGCAUCAUCAACGCCGGCUGUCUCACCACCCUCCCCAGGGCCUGCCAGGCCUUCAUCACCAACAACAAAGCCCUCAGAAUUGCCUGCAUCGGUCUCAUUGCCACCUGCAUUGCGCAAUUUCCUAGUCAGGAUCUCGAGCCCUUCGUCGCCGCCUUUGAGCCCGUGCUGAAGGAGGGUGUCUCCGAUGCCGCUCCAGAGGUUAGGGACACCAGUCGAAAGUCUUUCAAGGUCUACGCCGAAAAGUUUCCUGACCGUGCCCAGAUUCUCACUACGACUUUACCAGGGAAUGUGUUGAAAUAUCUGCUGCCGGAUUCUAGAUCGUCAGUAUCACAGGCACGAACAAUAACUGCAUCCACGGCACGUUCAGCAUCCUCUAUGGGUCGCUUUGGAGAUACAGGAGAGUUGCCCCGUCACCAGUCGAGCCGUGAACUUACCACGGGACUGAGCAGGACAGGACCUAGCAGGACAGGACCCAUGCGAGCAAGAACGAUGGCCAUGACGGAACAUGCACCUUCCGCCUCCUUUAAGAUGCCCUCCACCUCUGCCCCGCAUACCUCGCAGUCAACACAACCCUAUACCUACCAUAUAACCCAACACCAACACCACCAUCAACAGCAGCCUCCGUCUCAGCAACUGCAGUCAAGCAUGUCUCAGCAGCAUCAUACCCUAACGCGAAAUCAUGGACCAGCCAGCAGGACUGGUUCGCUCGCAGAUACCUCUGAUAGUGCUGGACAUGGAACCCUGCGCCUGGCUUCUCAGAGAAGUCGCCCCCUUAGCAGCAGCGCCCUGACACCCAGCUCCAUGCUGCAGCGCACUCCCUCGAUCAACCUAGCUACCAAUGGAGGCCCGCAGAGAGUUGUUCCUGCCUCAUACAACGCUGACGCUGCUAAGCCAACCCGACCAACUUCGGUGAGUCGAUUCUCCAAAACCGAGCCCGCAUCCAAGGCGAACCGAAUAUCGACAAUCUCCAGCCAUUCGACCCACAGCACAUCGCUGGAACGCGACCCGAACCAGAUGAGCGCCAGUGAACGCGCCAAGGCAUAUUCGGCAAGUUUGAAGAACGAGAUGGCGAGCCGCCGCGCAAGCGACCUACAUAUGCGGACUGGGUUAGGUACCAGAAGAGCGACUUCAGAUCAUGUUGGGUACUCUGGAUACGCAUCCAUGUCGUCGACCUCAAUCUCAGCCAGCUCGAACGCAAGCACAGCUCCUACAUCGGCUGCGGCAUCGACCACUUCCGCCUCUCCUGCUUCCUCAUCCUCUACCUCACCAACAGCAAUGCAUUCACCUAAUCAUGACCACCUGUUCUCGACCUUCAGGGCUCCCGCCAGCUCACAGACGGCCUCCUCGCCGUCAGAGUCCUGUACCUCACCCGACGCCAGACGCUGGACCCCACCAAGGUCCCAACCGUCGGACGACGCUAUCAAUAAUGCUGUUGAAUCCGAUCCGCUUUCGCCCACGGUCAUGGCCCAGGUAUCCUUGGAGGCGGAUCGUAGCAUAUCAGACCGUAGCAUAUCGGACCAGAACCAUCAUCAGGAACACCAGCAGCAGCACCAGAACGAUGUCUCUGUUGUAGAGGCUUUAUCACGCGCAAAUACUGGCCAAACGCCUCUGUCUCCCCACUCGCCACUGCAUCCUCAUACUGCGCUGCCGUAUCCGCCAUUGACUCAAUCUGGAGAACAUGAGCAAGCAAACUCACCAAACUCACUCUACGCUCCGCCAUCGCCUCUGCAGGAGAACCACGAGGCAGAUGUACGGGACUUUGAUUUUGCAGAGGCGUAUAGCGACGCCGAUACGGACCACAACAUGAGUGUCCCGGACCACGAGAGUUUAUUCGGGAAUACAGAAAGCUAUCUGCAGAUUGAGAAGGAGAUCUUGGAGCUACAGCAGUCUCUCAAAGGACGGGUGCCUGCAAGGUCAAACGAAGGACAAGAUAGAAGCGACUUUAUGGAUGAGGAUGCCCAAGUGAUUGAGCAGGAGCAGAUAGCGGUCAAGGUGUAUGCAGAAGAGUACGAAGCCACGCUAGCAGCAGCAUCGUGCUCUUCAACUUCGCUACCCUCGAGCCACGAAGAAGAAUGACCCACAUCGAAUAUUUUCGAAAAGAGCUCACAAGAAGCAACUGUCUAUUGAAGACCAACAAAGAACAACGAGACCCGGUCGAACGUGCCUGCAUUGUC